UCAAUUGUCGAGACACUCGCACGCACAGCUUGUGUCCAAUCAUUUGCUGCUAUCUCACCGCGGGCGUACCCAAUGGAGCGGGUGGUAGUAAGAGGAGCCAUAAAACGAGGCAACAACGAACGUCGCAGCUGAGUUAGCCGUAGUUUAGUUUUGAAAUAUGUAUUUGUGCCAUUUCAUUGACGGCCGGCAAACGUUAAAGACGCGCGCGUGAGCAUCUCAAGAGCUCAAGAGCAGAUACUACUGCGACUACUGCCCACACACACGUGUGUGUGUAUGUCUGUGUGUGUGUGUGUGUAGUUGUUGCCGGGAAUCUUGGUGCUACGCUUAUCAAGCAGCAAAUAUUUGCUUGUCUGUCGAUUAAAGUGCUUAACGUAUUAACAAUAUUGAAACACGGCGAUCAUUUGAUAUACACACAAUGAGCAGCACACUCGGCGGCUGGGAUUAUGCCAUACUGGCGGUCUCCUUAAUAGUUUCCAUACUGAUUGGACUCUACUAUCGCUUUGUUGGCAGCAAGAAGAACACCACAACGGAAUAUUUGCUGGCGGAUCGCUCCAUGGGUGUAAUGCCAGUGGCAUUUAGUUUAAUGGCCAGCUUCAUGUCCGCGGUAACGAUGCUGGGUGUGUCGAUGGAAAUCUAUCAGUAUGGCACCAUGUUUGUGCUCAUCAAUCUGUCCUAUUGCAUUGGCACGCCCAUUGCCGCCUACUUGAUACUGCCCGUCUUCUAUCGCUUGAAAACGGCCAGCGUCUAUGAAUACCUCGAGCUGCGCUUUGGCUAUGCCACACGUCUGGUCGCCUCCAUAGCGUUCUCCGUGCAAAUGAUACUCUACAUGGGCAUUGUUGUAUAUGCGCCCGCUCUGGCUCUGGAGGCUGUCACGGGCUUGAAUCAAGUGUUUUCGAUACUGAUUGUGGGCGUGGUUUGCACCAUUUACGCCACACUGGGCGGCAUGAAGGCCGUGCUCAUCACGGACAUUUAUCAAUCGCUACUCAUGUUUGCGGCCAUCUUCAGUGUCAUCAUUUGUGCAGGCAUCAAGGCUGGCAGCCUCGAUAAGGUGUGGAAAGCAGCCGAGUCAGCGGGACGCAUUGAUUUCGGCAACUUUAGCGCUGAUCCCACCAUGCGACACACCUGGUUUACCCAAAUUAUUGGCGGCUUGGCCACAUAUCUCUCCAUCUACGGCGUCAAUCAAACUCAAGUGCAACGUCUGCUGGCUGUGCGCAAUUUGCGCUCCGCACGCGCCGCUCUCUGGUGGAGUCUGCCCAUAUUGUGCCUGCUCAGCUUGAGCACCUGCUUCUCGGGCCUGUGCAUCUAUUGGUAUUAUCGCAAUUGCGAUCCCCUGCUGGAGGGUCGCAUUAGUUCGCGUGACCAGAUCAUGCCGCUGUUCGUUGUCGACACCAUGGGCGGCUAUACGGGAUUGGCGGGCCUCUUUGUCUCGGGCAUCUUUUGCGCCAGUCUGUCCACCAUUAGUUCCGCCAUCAGCUCGCUGGCUGCCGUCACGGUGGAGGAUUAUCUGAAGCCACUUAUGCGCGGCUGUGCUGGACGCACGCUCACCGAUAAUCAGACCUUAUGGUACUCCAAGCUGCUCUCGGUCUUCUUUGGCGCCUUGUGCGUGGGCAUGUCCUUCAUGGCCGGCUCCAUUGGCGGACUGCUGCAGGCGGCGCUCUCCAUAUUUGGCAUCAUUGGUGGACCACUUUUGGGGCUCUUCACGCUGGGCAUGUAUGUGACCAAGGCGAAUCAGAAGGGCGCCAUUGCAGGCUUGCUGCUCUCGCUGGCCUUCUCCUUCUGGAUAGGCUUUGGUCAGCCCAAGCCGCCCAUACCCAGCCUGGAAAUAAACGCCAAUGACUGUCCCAUAACAAAAACCUAUGCCCAUGAUAUAUUUCUCGCUCGCAAUGAGUCAGAGUCGGAGCCGGAGCAUUAUUUUUAUUUGUAUCGCAUUAGCUAUGCUUGGUAUGCCUCCUUGGGUUUCCUCGUCGCCUUCAUUGGCGGCUGGCUCUGCUCCUGCUGCUUUGCCGCCUGCAAAUGGGAUAACAAUCAACGCAUCUACCAGGACGCUGAGAGCAAGCUAAUCAAGCAGGAUCUCUUUGCGCCGCCCAUUGCGAUGCGCCUGCAGCGCAAGCAAAUGCCAACUCUGGUGGUGACCACCUCGAGCAGCAGCAACAAUAGCACCACCGAUGCCACAGCGCCCGAGAUCAAUUGGCAGCUGGACAUUUCACCCAAGCCAGCGCGUUAACUAUUGCAAACUGAGCUUAGUUAGUUGAAUUUUUUUUUUAAUAAAUCUAUGGUUAAAC
Molecule: messenger RNA, 2282 nt
Organism: Drosophila busckii
Lineage: Eukaryota; Metazoa; Arthropoda; Insecta; Diptera; Drosophilidae
Product: putative sodium-dependent multivitamin transporter
Exons: 1
Coding region: 416-2224 (602 amino acids)
Biological process (GO): transmembrane transport; sodium ion transport
Cellular component (GO): membrane
Molecular function (GO): symporter activity
Source: RefSeq, a predicted model, not a curated record